Messenger RNA from Jatropha curcas, 902 nucleotides. Its product is annotated as transcription initiation factor TFIID subunit 13-like. NCBI's taxonomy places the organism in Eukaryota, Viridiplantae, Streptophyta, Magnoliopsida, Malpighiales, Euphorbiaceae. Gene Ontology annotation, biological process: transcription by RNA polymerase II. The record is from RefSeq and is a predicted model, not a curated record. Gene Ontology annotation, molecular function: protein heterodimerization activity.
UAAAACUCGCCGUGUCGGAUCGGAUGGAAUUGCGUUUUUAUGUUUUCGCCGUAGUUGACUGUGUUUGAAAAAACAGAGGGCUGUGCAAACCGACAUACGAGUAGCGAUAAAUUGAUAAGAAGAAACUGGAGCCUGAGCUGAGAGUCUUAUUUGUAUCUUGUGGAGAUUCAAUUUUUUUUCUUAAAAUAAAAACGAAGCAUUCGGUUUCAGUUGGAUAUUGCUUUCAAUAAUCCAAUACAUAUUUUGGCUGGUGACUAGAAAUUCAUCCCUGUGAUAGAUAUUCAGAGGAAACAAUUAGCGCAUAGAAGAUGAACAACUUAUCUGCAGGGCCCUCAUCAAAAUCAAAAGUUGGAACCUCGCAGCCUUCUGAAACUUCAUUUAAGCGAAAGAGAGGAGUCUUUCAGAAAGACUUGCAGCACAUGAUGUAUGGUUUUGGAGAUGACCCUAAUCCUCUUCCAGAAACUGUGGCACUUGUGGAGGAUAUUGUUGUGGAGUAUGUUACUGAUUUGGCGCAUAAAGCACAAGACAUAGGAUCAAAAAGGGGAAAGCUCUUAGUUGAGGAUUUUCUGUACUUAAUUCGCAAGGACCUGCCAAAACUUAACCGCUGUACUGAACUUCUAUCUAUGCAAGAGGAGUUGAAACAAGCAAGGAAAGCUUUUGAAGUGGAUGAGGAAAAACUUGCAUCAAUCGAGUGAUGUAGGAGAACAUGUCAACUUUGCAACUUAACUUUAUAUUAUUUUAUUAGUUACUAGUCUUCGUUUUCACUAGUGGUAAGAUUGCCUUGUAUUCACAGCCAAUGAGGAAAUAGUAUUUUGAAAAAUUGUUUAUUUAAAGGUCUCUUUUAUUGGCAAUCCUCUAAAUGAAAGCUCGGAUAAAUGCAUAUGACAAAUUAUUUUCAAGGC